AUGGAGACAAUAAGGUUAGUAACUGCAUUAGCACAUUACAAUAAAUGGUCAACGCAUCAAAUGGAUGUAAAGUGUGCAUUUCUGAAUGGUCCACUUGAAGAGGAAGUGUAUGUGGUUCAACCACCAGGGUUCAUAGACAAAGAGAAUGAAUCAAAGAAAACAAAUGAAGGCCUAAUACUUCAUCAGAGAAAAUAUGCAAAUGAGAUUUUGAAGAGGUUUAAAAUGGAUAAAUGCAAUCCAGCACUCACUCCAUCAGAACCUAGACUUCAGUUGACUAAAGAGACAGAUGAAAGGGAUGUGGAUGCAAUUGAGUAUAGAAGACUCAUUGGAUCUUUGAGGUACUUGUGCAACACUAGGCCUGACAUACCCUACAAUGUUGGCAUAGUCAGUAGAUACAUGGAAAGGCCUAAGAUUUCUCAUUUGUCUGCAACAAAGAGAAUCUUAAGGUACAUUAAAGGGACAUUAGACAGUGGAAUUGUUUUUCAAACAUCAGAUGGAAGUAACUUUGAUUUAGUUGGAUACACUGAUUCAGAUUGGUGUGGAGACAAGGAUGAUAGAAAGUCUACUGCUGGCUACAUCUUUCUGUAUGGUGGUGCACCAAUCUCAUUGUGCUCAAGGAAGGAACCUGUUGUAGCUCUAUCCACUUGUGAAGCUGAAUACAUUGUUGCUUCCUUAAGUGCUUGUCAAAGUGUUUGGUUAAGCAAUUUGAUCACAGAGAUAAGUCCUUAUAGGUCCGGAUAA
Trifolium pratense (red clover) is the source of this 741-nucleotide messenger RNA. Its product is annotated as secreted RxLR effector protein 161-like. The transcript has 2 exons. The coding region runs from base 1 to 741 and encodes 246 amino acids. NCBI's taxonomy places the organism in Eukaryota, Viridiplantae, Streptophyta, Magnoliopsida, Fabales, Fabaceae. The record is from RefSeq and is a predicted model, not a curated record.